This is a messenger RNA of Helicoverpa armigera (cotton bollworm), 4941 nucleotides long. RefSeq names its product ATP-binding cassette sub-family C member 4 (gene Cftr). Gene Ontology annotation, cellular component: membrane. Gene Ontology annotation, biological process: transmembrane transport. The record is from RefSeq and is a predicted model, not a curated record. Lineage: Eukaryota; Metazoa; Arthropoda; Insecta; Lepidoptera; Noctuidae. The transcript is spliced from 25 exons. Bases 239 to 4417 code for a protein of 1392 amino acids. Gene Ontology annotation, molecular function: ATP binding; ATP hydrolysis activity; ABC-type transporter activity.
AUUAAUACGCAUCGCCUGCGCGCGCGCAACUCAGUAGGAGGCAGCUUGCGCUCGCUUCGUGUCGUUGCUAAUCAGGCGUUUCGCCUAGUUGCCGGCAAACGUGCUACGACCGCGACUAUUACUGCACUCACAAAAUGACGAUAUUCGCACCAAACUGAAGUUGCGUGACUGGACUAUAAGCCCGGGGACAUAAUUAACAAACUUUAUUUUUUAUAUUUUUUUAAAUUGUAAAAUCAAAAUGGUUAGUGGCAAUAAAGAUCCGUGCGAUCUCAAAAAAGUGCCACCAAAGAAUCGUGAGAAGAAAACGAACAAUUACAAGAGAGCCAAUUGGUUUUCAAAAACAUGGUUCAUCUGGAUGAUGCCCACCUUCUGGAGAGGUUACAAGCGGGACCUGUACGACUCGGACCUCACCAAACCCAAAGACAGCCACCUCUCCGACAAGCUUGGCGAUCGACUCGAAAAAAAAUGGCUGGAAGAAAUUGCACUGGCGAGCAAGCAGGGCCGUAAACCAUCUUUACUUCGUGCAAUGACCAAGGCUUUCUGGAUGAGUUACGCUCCUUCCGGCAUUAUGUUCCUCAUACAAGCACUCGUACUCAAGCCUUUCCAACCGGUGGCGUUGAGCUUGAUGCUUACGUACUGGGAGCCAGGCUCGACCAUGUCGUACGAACAAGCCGUGUACUGCGCGACUGCCGUCAUCAUGAUGUCGCUGGUCAUCGCCUUCCUCAACCACCACGGCACCUACUCCACGCAACAAUUUGGCAUGAAAGUCCGCAUCGCUGCCUGCUCACUUAUUUAUAGAAAGGUAAUGCGCAUGAGUUCCGGCGCGCUCGCGCAGACCACAGCGGGGCAAGUCGUCAAUCUAUUGUCGAACGACGUGAACCGUUUUGACUACGCCUUCAUCUACACACAUUUCAUCUGGCUUCUUCCCCUACAAGUCAUCGUGGUCUGCUACCUCAUAUACUUGAAGAUAGGCUAUGCCGCCAUCGUAGGUGUCAUUGGCAUUGUGUUGCAAACGAUACCCGUGCAGUCUUACAUGAGUAAAUUGGCUGCAAGGUUACGAAUGAGGACCGCGUGCAAAACUGAUGAGCGCGUGCGAAUCAUGGACGAAAUUAUUAAUGGCAUGCAGGUAAUAAAAAUGUAUGCCUGGGAGAAGCCAUUUGAGCAGGUAGUCGCCCUGGCUCGGAAAAACGAAAUCAAAUGCAUUACGUCAGCGUCGUACCUUCGAGGAGUAUACCUGAGCUUCAUGGUGUUCACGGAGAGACUCACCCUGUACAUAACACUGCUAUCCUACUCUCUAUUCGGCUACCAAGUUACCGCGGACAUUGCGUUCCCGCUGGCACAAAUGUUCAACAUACUUCAGGGCACACUAGCAAUGAAUUUUUCGUCAGGCCUUUCAUUGACUAUGGAGUCUUAUACCUCUGUAAAACGUAUCGAGGCACUUUUAAGUUUGGAUGAGCGAGAGGAUCUCCGCAGUGUGCCGGACGUAGACAUCGCUAAAUUGGUGCAAAUGGUGGACAAUAAGAAGAAAAAGAUCAAUUUGAGCGAAGUUGACCUUCGUCCUAACACGUUUAAGAAGAUCGACGAGGAAGGAAUUUACAACCCCGGAUUCGAGUGCAACGAAAAAGGUCUGAUGACUUCAACUCUAUGCCCAAUGCCCGUGAACGUGGGCAUCUUGAUCCAAAACGUGAGCGCCAGCUGGACUGACGACGGACCUAUUACGUUGAACCAGCUUAACCUUAUGGUGCCCAAAGGAAAGCUGUGUGCCAUCAUAGGCUCUGUUGGAUCUGGAAAGAGUUCCGUUCUGCAGUUGCUGCUGAGCGAACUUCGGUCAAGCAAUGGCCGCAUCUACCUGUCUGGCCCGCUGUCGUACGCAAGCCAGGAGCCAUGGCUCUUCGUAGCCACCGUCAGGCAGAACAUACUGUUUGGCCUCCCCUACAACUCUAAAAAGUACAAAGAAGUGGUAAGAGUUUGUGCUCUCCAAAAAGACUUCCAGCAGUUUCCUCACGGUGACCAGACGCUGGUCGGUGAGCGAGGAGCCUCCCUGUCGGGCGGACAGCGAGCCCGCAUCAACCUCGCCAGAGCAGUGUAUAGACAAGCUGAGAUAUACCUACUGGACGACCCGCUGUCAGCGGUGGACGCGCACGUGGGCCGGCAGCUGUUCGACGAGUGCAUCAGCGGGUACCUUCGCCACACCACGCGCGUGCUCGUCACGCACCAACUGCACUACCUCAAGGCUGCCGACUACAUCGUCAUCAUGAAUAAUGGUUCUGUGGAAGCUAAAGGGUCAUACGACGAAUUGGUGAGCACAGGGAAAGACUUCGCGAAGUUGCUUUCAUCCAGCCACGAUGAAAACGAAGACAAGAAAGAUGUGGAGAAACCACCCCCAAUGUCCAGACGAACGUCUGCUAGAUUAUCAACAACUCGCCGUCCGUCACUAUGCGAGUCAACAGGCGGUUGUGAAGUAGCUCAAGAGAUGGAGGAAGAGGAACGCGAGUCAGGCUCUAUGGGCUGGCGGGUGUAUGGCGCGUAUCUCCGAGCCGGAGGCAAGGCGCCGCCACUGUUGUUCAUGAUUCUACUGCUCGUGAUCGGACAACUAUCGGCUACGCUCUGCGACUAUUGGGUCACAUUCUGGACAAACGAAGUGACGACGUUAAAAGAGAAAGCUAAUAACAGAACAAUAAAAGACUACCACGUAGACCGAUCGCCACCACUCGACAAUGGGACAUUCAAUUUAUCCAGCUACUUCUCUGGAGUUAAUUUGCAGCCAGACCUGGACAUCCACGCUUUCAUAGGCCCUCUGGAUACAUCUCAAUAUUUGUAUGUCUACUCGGCGCUAAUCGUUUGCUGUAUCUUCUUCAUCACGGCGCGUGCAUUCAUGUUCUUCAAGGUUUGCAUGACAGCGUCCCGCAACCUUCAUAACGACAUGUUCCAUUCCAUGCUCCGGGGCGUUAUGAGGUUCUUUGACACUAACUCCUCUGGACGUAUUCUUAACAGAUUCUCUAAGGAUAUUGGAGCCCUCGAUGAAUUGUUGCCUCGUUUCCUACUCGAGUGUAUACAGAUCUACCUAGUGAUGUUCAGUAUCCUAGCACUAAAUGCUGCUGCUCUCAUCUGGACGCUGCUGCCUACCACUAUCAUCCUAUUAUUGUUCUACACUAUACUCCAAAUCUACCUUAAGUCUGCACAGGGUAUCAAAAGACUGGAAGGCACAACUCGAAGUCCUGUCUUCUCCCAUAUGUCGGCCACUCUCAACGGCAUCAGCACUAUCCGAUCAGCUGGCGCAGAACAAAGAUUGAUUCAAGAAUUUGAUAGAUUCCAGGAUAUCCACACGUCCACGUGGAGCAGCUACCUGGCGAGCGGCGUGACGCUCGGCUUCUGGUUGGACUUCAUCUGCGUCAUAUACCUAACAAUCGUCAUUGUCGCCUUCCUUGUUAUUGAUAGCAAAACGAUAUUCUCCGGGAACGUGGGCCUGGCGAUAUCACAAACGUUGAUCCUGACGGGCAUGCUGCAGUUUGGUGUCCGUCAGACGGCAGAGGUCAUCUCGCAAAUGACCAGCGUUGAGCGCAUACUGCAGUACACACACAUCGAACGGGAGCCCAAGUGGGACAAAGGAGAGAAAGAAACGCCUGCUGGAUGGCCGUCACGCGGUCGAAUUCAGUUCAAAAAUUGCUACAUGAAGUAUACUCCCGAAGACUUGCCAGUGCUUAAGAAUCUCAAUUUAGUUAUAGAAAGUGGAUGGAAGGUUGGUAUCGUGGGCCGGACGGGGGCCGGCAAGUCAUCACUGAUCUCCUCGCUGUUCCGCCUCGCCAUCGUGGAGGGAGAAGUUUUCAUUGAUGACGUUGACACGUCUUACUUAGCUUUACAAGAGCUGCGAUCGAAAAUAUCCAUCAUACCUCAGGAGCCAGUGCUGUUCUCAGCGACCGUUCGGUACAACUUGGACCCGUUCAAUAACUACGAUGAUGAACAACUGUGGCAGGCGUUGGAAGCUGUGGAUCUCAAAGCCGCAGUGCCGGCGCUGGACUUCAAGGUGUCAGAAGGAGGGUCGAAUUUCUCACUGGGACAGCGACAGCUCGUAUGCCUUGCGCGCGCCAUCCUCCGCGCCAAUCGCAUCCUCGUACUGGACGAGGCUACUGCCAACGUAGACCCUAAGACGGAUGAAUUUAUCCAAAGAACAAUAAGAACGCGCUUCGCGGACUGCACCGUGCUGACGGUGGCUCAUCGACUGAACACCAUCAUGGACUCGGACCGAGUCAUGGUGAUGGAUUCGGGACGGCUGGUAGAGUUUGACCACCCCUACCUCCUCCUUAGCAACCCCGAGGGACACUUCACCAAGAUGGUCAAAGAAACCAGUGAAAAAAUGUCCGCGCAGCUAUUCCAGAUAGCAAAGAACACAUACCUUAGUAGUGGUGGAGUAAUAUAACAGUGUCAUUCUCUAUAUAGUUUCGUAAGAAAUUUGUUAUAAGUACUCUAAACGGCCAUCGCAUUGGAAUACUUGUUUUGGGAAUCAGGUAGUGUCUUUACUUGCCUACUGAACUCAUAAUAACCCAGUAAAGGACACGGUCACAAAACCCAUAAUAUUCAUUUAGGUAAAUCCCUACUCUUACUUACCUACAGUUGUCCUAAACGUUUGUAGGAAUUACAGAACUACGCAAUUUAAAAGGUUUUUAAAUUCUUCUAAUCCGAGUUUAAUAAUAUAAAUAUUUAAACUCUUGAUAAUUUAAGACUUCUUCAUCUAAAGUUACAAAAUAAUUAUUCCAAUGUAGAUAAAAGAAUUUAUAGUGUGAGUAAAUAGUGUUAAGUACAGUGCAGGAAAAAAACUGUGUUAUUUAUUUUACUAUGAAAUUGUAUCAUAUCAGUAACGACGUGUAAGUUAAAAAAUGACCAUUACAAAUGCCAUAGAGGUUACCUACCCUCGAAAAAUAAAACAUAAGCAUUUAAAAAAUA